AACGGAUAAGGUGUAGAAAUAUAACACUAGGCACUGGUAGAAAUGUUGAAAGGUGAUGUAUGUGAAGAACAAGGGCAGGUAGAAGAGUAGCAGUGUAAGCAUUUCUUCAAUGGCGGCCCCUGUCAAAGUGUACGGCCCGCCUCUCUCUACCGCGGUCUCAAGGGUUCUAGCUUGUCUCCUUGAGAAAGAUGUCCACUUUCAACUCGUCUCUGUCAACAUGGCCAAAGGUGAACACAAGACCACCGACUACCUAAAGAUCCAGCCCUUUGGCCAAGUACCGGCAUUUCAAGAUGACCAAAUCACUCUCUUCGAAUCCAGAGCUAUAUCGCGAUACAUAUGCGAUAAAUAUGCAAACCAAGGAUGCAAGGGACUGUAUGGAACAAACCCAUUGGUGAAGGCAUCAAUAGAGCAGUGGAUAGAAGCAGAGUCACAAACCUUCAAUCCACCAAGCUCGGCUCUUGUAUUCCAGUUGGCUUUCGCACCGCGAAUGAAUAUGAAGCAGGAUGAGAAGCUGAUCAAGCAGAACGAAGAGAAGCUUGGCAAAGUGCUUGAUGUGUACGAGAAGAGGCUCGGAGAGAGCCAGUACUUGGCGGGUGAUGAGUUCACACUGGCUGAUCUCUCUCACCUACCGAACAUUCAGUAUUUGGUGAGUGUGACUGAUAAAGGAGACCUAUUCACUUCGAGGGAGAAUGUGGGGCGGUGGUGGAGUGAGAUUUCAAGCCGGGAGUCGUGGAAGAAGGUGGUUGAAAUGCAGAGUCUACCACCUCCUCCACAGAGCUCCUGAGUUUUAUCUUUUGACUAUUUUCUUGUUUGUAUUGUGGCCCAUCUAACCAUGCACUCCUAUUGGGAUGGUAUAUAACGUCCAAUUAUAUUAUUUGAACUAUAUGUAUGUUAUACACAAGCUAAGAAAAUGAAAUAAUAUAUGUAUCAAGACCUUCUUGGAGAAAGUGGGAAGCAAUACCCCAUAGGAUGAUCAUGAGCCGAUGAAGAGUUGUUUAAGUUGUGGAGCAAAUAAGAAGGGGAAGAGUCCCUGCUGGUACAAGUGUUUUGAGGACUAGUGAAGAAGGCAGGAGAAGAAGUUGGACUGCCUAAUCCUCUGCGUUUCUUCUGCCUUUGUUUCGCUUCCUUUUGCCAUUUCUUCACAGCCUUUGCUGUUUGCUCUUCAAAUAUUGCAGUCUUCAUGUGUGAUCCCAUCUGCAUAUACAUAUGUAUAUAUCAACCUCAUCCAUCACUUUUAUGCA
Messenger RNA from Ipomoea nil (Japanese morning glory), 1241 nucleotides. Its product is annotated as glutathione S-transferase-like. The record is from RefSeq and is a predicted model, not a curated record. Lineage: Eukaryota; Viridiplantae; Streptophyta; Magnoliopsida; Solanales; Convolvulaceae. Gene Ontology annotation, cellular component: cytoplasm. Gene Ontology annotation, molecular function: glutathione transferase activity; glutathione binding. The transcript is spliced from 3 exons. The coding region runs from base 110 to 784 and encodes 224 amino acids.